CCGCAGCGGAUUCGCCGAAGAAGACGCAUCGCCGGAAGUGAGGCUAAACUUUGCUCCACACAGCGGAAAACAGCUGUUGUUUAGAAACAGGAAUAGAUAGGAUGCCUGGGCAGAAAAGAAAGAUGUCUUCUUCUGAACCUGAAGUUAAAAAAACAAAGCUGGACCGAAAUCUUGUGGAGUCUGAUAAAUCUCAAAAGCCUAAAAGAGGAAGACCACCAAAAAGUAAAGUGCUGGAAGCACAGCCAUCAAGACAGAAACAUCAGAUAGAUUCAAGGGAAGAAAAUGGAAAGCCUAUUCGACGGUCCUCUCGCUUGAAAACACCACUAAAAAAAGGUGCUAGAGCAAGACGGCGGAAAGAUGGGGAGAAGCCUAAAGUCUCUGAGGAGAAGUCCUCUCAAAAAAUGCCUGUCCUGAAAAAAGGAAACAAGAAGUAUGUUUCAAGAGUAAAGAGAGAAAAGCCCAUCAUCUCUGAAACCAUCAAAACAGUAGCAGCCAUGUUCCCUGUGCAAAUAGAGCACAAUUACGGACGAUUGUUUGACAUGCAGGCUGAAGAGAUCACGCUACCUAAACCUGACAAAAUCCAUGUGGCUAAUAAAAGUGAAAUGCAGGCGCUUCACGAAACACAAGCAAGCAAAGCUGAAGAGCAAAAAGAGCUGCACGCUGAGCCUGUUGAGAAAAUUACCGUCAGCGUAGAUGCAAAAGUAGACGUGAUGAGCAAAUCUCCUCCACCUCUAGAGGCUCUUUUCAAAGUCAUCCAAGAGUCCAGCCUCACUAAACACUCAUUCUCUGGCAAAGACAUUUCUGAUAUGGAUGAGUUGGAAGUAGUGAACACAUGUUCACUGCAGGACAGUGUGCAAAGCACAGACGUGGCCAAAGUGUUUCUUCAAGACUCGGAUGCAUUUCUGGAUGAUGAUGUAGAGAUUGAAAACUGUGUUGUGGAGAUUGAAACCUACGAGGAUUUGGAUGGCGAUCAAGGGGAGGUGUCGAAAAAGCAAACAAGCGAAUGUGUGACCUGUAAAGAGGUCAAUUCUUCACCUUCUUUGCCCCAAGAAAGUGCAACAGACUCUUCUCAAGAGCUUCCAAAAAAGCAAGCGAUGAACCCACAGGCUCGAACGAAAGCACGUCUGGCAGCUUUAGCUGAGGAAAGAGCGGCUGCCGCCAAGAAACCCCCACCGAGACACUUCAACCUCCUGGCUCUCUGUGAGGAAAUCGCAGAUGACAUCGCAUCUGAUGCUCCAGGAGCUUCAGACAAGACAACGAAUGAGCAACAACAGGAGGAUCAUGAAUCUGAAGACGUGAGUGAGUGUACGGAAGUCAGUGAAUCAAAAGAUGCGAGUGAAUCGAAGGAAGUGAAUGAAUCAAAAGACCUGAGUGAAUCUAAAGAUGCAAGUGAAUCUAAGGAUGUGUCUGAAAAUAAAGAGGUUUCUGAAACUGAGACGUGUGAACCUGAGGAGGUGGUCUCUGAAAACACGGCUCCUCCUGGAACACCUAAUGAAGAGACCGCUGAUCCCAGGCCUGAGGACGGUACGCCUAAGAAACGUUUUUUUCUUAGCCAGAUGUCUGUGCCUCUCAAAACACAGGAGAAGAAGAAACUCUCCCGCUUUCAGAGGCUCAGGCAGGUGGAGCUUCAGCGGGAUAAGCUGACUUGGACACGUGUGAAGAAGCUGAAGUCUGAUCAGGUCAAUCAGGCUGGCUCUCAAAAGGAUAGCGAAGCUUCGUCAGUCUCGCCCAGCCCUGCCACCACCCCUGCCCAGGUUCCUACUACAGAAAGUGUGCCAAAAGUGGGCUCGGUUGAACCCAAACGGGUGCUCCCGGCUCAGGCGCCACCCAUGCCUAAUGGAAUCACCAGCCCGAAACCCAAACCAGUGGUGGAGUAUAAACCCUACACUCCCAGACGCAAGUAUUCACCGGAUGACUUUGAGCUCGACGGUUUUGAAGAGGACACCGCUAAACCAGCAGCACCCAAAAAUGUGGGUAAAGCAGAACAGUCCCCAUCAUCAGCUAAAGUGCAGCCCAAUCCAGCAGUGGAGAGAAAGCUGUGUGUUCCCACUACCGCAGAUAGUAAGUCGAAAUCCUCUCCUCAGCAAGAAACUGCCCAACAAACACAACUGGAAAACAGCAACAGUUCUAGUGUUGAACCAGAACAGAAGAAAGAGGACAAAAACAGUCCCAAACCUGAAAGUCCAGCAGCACAGUCCAGCAAUGAAGCGGGUCAGAAGGCGUUUGGUGCGGUCACUUGUAACGUGUGUGGGAUGCUUUACUCUCCUACCAGCGCCGAAGACGAAUCCCAACACCUCCUCUUCCACAACCAGUUCAUCAGCGCCGUCAGAUACGUGGGCUGGAAAAAAGAGAGGAUCCUGGGAGAAUAUCCUGAUGGCAAGAUUAUUCUUGUUCUCCCUGAUGAUCCGAAGUAUGCAUUGAAAAAGGUUGAGGAGAUCAGAGAAAUGGUGGAUAAUGAUUUGGGCUUCCAGCAAGUCGAGAGCAAAGUCCCGUCACAGACCAAAACCUUCCUCUUCAUUUCAAACGAUAAGAAAGUUGCAGGCUGCCUUAUAGCAGAGCACAUACAAGAGGGCUACAGGGUUAUUGAGGAGUCCGUGCUGGAGGGUUCAGAAGGAGAGAAGGUGAUGUAUGAGCGUCAGAGGGCCUGGUGCUGCUCUACUGUUCCCGAACCUGCGCUCUGUGGCAUCAGCCGCAUUUGGGUGUUCAGCAUGAUGAGACGGAGGGGCAUCGCCUCACGCAUGAUUGAGUGCCUCAGGAACAAUUUCAUCUAUGGGUCACAUCUAAGUAAAGAUGAAAUCGCCUUCUCUGACCCCACACCAGACGGCAAACUCUUUGCAACACAUUACUGUGGAACCUCUCAGUUUUUGGUCUACAACUUUGUCAGCGGCAAACGCUCAACCUGACAGGAUGAGGACAACAGAACAGAGCUGAGUUUUAUAAUGUUAACAUUUGAGAAGAGAAAUGGACUAACAAGACCUUAUUUCACUCAACCAAACAAUGCAAACAUGAUGCGAGAGAACACAAAAGAGAGAAACAGACACAGAACAACGGCUCUUUUUGUUAAGAGUAUUCGUUUUUACAAAAAUUGGCCUAGCUUCCUUACAGGAUGCAAAGUUGGACACUUUCACGGCCAGUUUUUUAAUGAUUCAUUAUAACUGAUGCAUCCCUCGGAGAAAGACAUCUGAAAUGUUCUCUCAGGUUUAGGUUGCAGCCUAUUUUAGGACUCACCGUUUAGUGGAAGCCAUGUAGUCCAGUGCACAAUUGCAGAAUCGGUGUAAGUAUUUCUUUCUAGAACACACAGGAAGAGCUUUUUUCUACUGUAAGCAAUGCCUCGGUCGUGAGGCGACGACUUUUGAAUCUCAGGUUGAAAAAAACAUCAUGAAUUUGCCAUCAAAAUCUCCCUUUAACCCCCGCAUCACGUCAGCUAUUUUCAAAGAGAGCGUAUUUUCCUGAAUCGCUGUGUUGCCUGUGCAUUUUGCAGAGGUUUACAUGCAUGACAUUGACUUUGUUGGAUGGCGAGUGAUUUCGAAGAAGUCGCUGGUAUUUGCACAACUCUGCCCGAAUGAAUCUGAUUCAUUUGUUUCUAAGACGCAUUAAGUGUGAUGAUUUGAAACGAUUGCCCGGUCAUAGUAUUCCAUUUACGUUUUAAUAUCUUUUAGAUUGAUUUUAUGUAUGUAUGUAUGUAUUUUGAUUGAAUUAUAUUAAUUUACACAUGAAAGUGACUACAAAUGGAUCUUUAAGAGGUCAUGAAACUCCCCUCUUUCAGCUCAAGUCUAUCUCAGAAUUAAAGAAGAAAUGCUCCAUGAUA
Molecule: messenger RNA, 3808 nt
Organism: Danio rerio (zebrafish)
Lineage: Eukaryota; Metazoa; Chordata; Actinopteri; Cypriniformes; Danionidae
Source: RefSeq, a predicted model, not a curated record